This is a messenger RNA of Exophiala spinifera, 2544 nucleotides long. RefSeq lists its product as uncharacterized. Gene Ontology annotation, biological process: mRNA 3'-end processing by stem-loop binding and cleavage. The transcript is spliced from 3 exons. Gene Ontology annotation, cellular component: mRNA cleavage and polyadenylation specificity factor complex. NCBI's taxonomy places the organism in Eukaryota, Fungi, Ascomycota, Eurotiomycetes, Chaetothyriales, Herpotrichiellaceae. Gene Ontology annotation, molecular function: 5'-3' exonuclease activity; RNA binding; RNA endonuclease activity. The record is from RefSeq and is a predicted model, not a curated record. Bases 1 to 2544 code for a protein of 847 amino acids.
AUGGCUGCCAAACGAAAGGCCGCCGCAAUGGCCUCUACCGAAGACGACGAACCCAUCGAUCCCUCGGAUGAGCUCGUGUUUAUUGGCCUGGGCGGGUGUCAAGAGGUUGGCCGGUCAUGUCACAUUCUGCAGUAUAAGGGCAAAACAGUCAUGCUCGAUGCUGGCAUGCACACUGGUCGCGAAGGAAUGUCAGCGAUGCCUUAUUUUGACGAUUUUGAUCUCAGUACUGUCGAUAUCCUAUUGAUCAGCCAUUUCCAUCUCGACCAUGCAGCCGCCCUCCCUUACGUGCUCGCAAAGACAGAUUUCAAAGGCCGAGUCUUCAUGACGCAUCCUACGAAAGCCAUAUAUAAAUGGCUUAUUCAGGAUUCAGUGCGAGUGAGCAACACUUCUUCAACAUCCGAUCAGAGAACUUCAUUAUACACUGAAGCCGAUCAUAUCUCGACACUUCCUCAGAUUGAAACAAUUGACUUUUACACGACACACACAGUUUCUGGGGUCAGGAUAACACCAUAUCCUGCUGGCCAUGUCCUUGGAGCCGCGAUGUUCUUGAUUAACAUUGCUGGACUCAAUAUUUUCUUUACUGCCGAUUAUUCCAGGGAACAAGAUCGCCAUCUUGUUGCGGCCGAAGUGCCAAAUACAGCUACCGUUGGCAAGAUUGACGUCCUGAUCACUGAAUCCACCUUUGGCAUAUCAAAUGCCCCACCUCGUGCAGAAAGGGAGGCCGCCUUACUCAAGUCUAUCUCCAACAUUCUCAAUCGUGGGGGCAAGGUCUUAAUGCCUGUAUUCGCUCUUGGUCGGGCACAGGAACUUUUGCUGAUCUUAGAGGACUACUGGCAGCGACAUCCAGAGUUACAGAAGAUCCCAAUCUACUACACGGGAAACACUGCACGAAAAUGCAUGGUUGUUUAUCAAACGUAUAUCAAUGCGAUGAACGACAACAUCAAAAGGAUAUUCCGAGAACGUAUGGCAGAGGCUGAAGCUGCCGGAAAUGCCAAGGGUGUCAGCGCCGGGCCGUGGGAUUUUCGAUUCGUACGAAGUUUGCGGAACCUGGACAGAUUUGAUGAUGUGGGGGGGUGCGUUAUGCUGGCCUCGCCAGGUAUGCUCCAGUCAGGAAUGUCUCGAAUUUUGCUAGAGCGGUGGGCUCCCGAUCCACGAAACGGAGUGGUUAUGACUGGUUACAACGUUGAAGGCACCAUGGCCAAGACAAUCCUAGGGGAGCCAGAAAUGAUCCCUGCCAUCAUGAGUGGUGGUCAUACCGGUGUUGGGCAGACGAUGGGUCGGAAAUCCAAAGAUGAAGUCGCCGCGGUGAUGAUCCCGCGUCGAUGUACAGUGGAAGAGUUUCAGUUCGCAGCACAUGUGACCGGUGUGGAGAAUGUUGAGUUCAUUGAACAAGUGGCUUCACCUCACGUUAUCCUGGUCCACGGCGAACGAUAUCAAGCCGCGAGAUUGAGAUCAAGAUUACUAGACCUCAAUUCUCGGAGGCUUGCAAGCAACCCGAACGCCCAACCCACCAAGGUCUACAGUCCAGAGAAUGGAGCCGAGAUCAAGAUACCGUUUCGAAAAGACAAAGUGGCCAAGGUGGUCGGCAAGCUUGCUCAGAUCCCGCCUCCGAGUUCGAUCGAAGACGAUCCCAGAGUCGUCCGUGGAGUCUUGGUGCAGAACGGCUUCAAAUUGAGUCUGAUGGCACCUGAAGACCUCCGAGAAUAUGCAGGCCUUACGACCACAACCAUACUGUGCCGCCAACAUAUCACUCUUGCAGCAGCUGGUGUCGAACUCAUUCGAUGGGCGCUCGAGGGUACCUUUGGUAGUAUUGAGGAGGUGGGUGAAGCCGAGCGUGAAGUCAAUGGCCAUUCGGACUCGCUCGUCAAGCCGAAUGGUGUCAAAAACGAAGAGGAAGCCGACGAGGAGAUCAUGACGGAACCGCAGCGAACGUUCCUCAUCAUGGGUUGCGUGAAGCUCAAAUGGUCAGGGCGAGAAAAGGAAAUUGAAUUGGAAUGGGAAGGGAACACAGUGAAUGACGGAAUCGCGGACGCUGUCAUGGCGGUGUUGAUGACUGUGGAAAGCAGCCCAGCAGCGGUCAAAUAUUCGUCAUCGAAGAGCGAUCACAGCCACGUGCAUGAGCACAAGGGCCUGCCUCGUAACGAACAUAAGAACAUCAGCACCGAGGACAGAUUUUCCCGGCUCUGCAUGUUUCUUGAGGAACAAUUCGGAGAUAAUGUCGUACCAAUCGAGAAACCUAAAGUCUCGUAUCAACCCGACGGCAAAGCAACCGAUGCGGAGGCUAAAGAGGAGAGCUCAGAUGAAGAGGACGUUGAAAGUGCCGAGAUGGCUGAACGGGCAAGACUUGCAGCAAUGGGAAUACCAGUUCCCGGGCUUGAAAUUCGCGUGGACAAGAACGUUGCAAAGCUCUGGUUGGAAAACUUGGAGGUUGAAUGUGGUAAUGCCGUUCUACGAGACCGGGUGAAGGCCGUGGUCGAAAGAGCCGUCGAGACUGUUGCGCCUCUGUGGGCGGCCCAAAGACAAGCAAAUGCACAAGUGGUUUGA